GAGCGGAACUUCUCCGGCGGCGAAUUGGGCAAUUUGAGAAAUUCCGAUAAUGGACUCCAUGGAAGCUCCAUCUCCACCUUUUCAAUCUCCCUCUCGUUCCAGUCAACAAUUGCAUUUCUACCUCGCCGUGGAUCGUCCCCAAUUCAAAAUGGAGACUGUAGUGGAAUUAUUGGGCGUUCUAGGUCGUCGUCCAUGGCUUCCGAUUGUAGUCUGUUGCAGCUCUCGUGAUGAACUCGACGCCGUCUGUUCUUCCUUAUCCACUCUUCCUUACAUUUCCUUAGCCGCUUUGUACAGUGAUCUAGCAGAUAGAGAACGAACUAUGGUUAUAGAGAAGUUCAGGCAAGCAACAAUCAACUGGAACCAGCAACUUAACUCUGUGGUGGAAGAAGGUUUGGAAGAGAGUGAAACCAGAAAAGAAGAAAAUAAAUCUCAUUUGGUAGUUGUGACCGAUGUUUGUCUUCCGUUACUCUCAUCAGGAGAAUCUUCUCUUUCCGCACGCGUUCUCAUAAACUACGAGAUUCCUAUAAAGAAGGAAACAUAUACAAGGCGUAUAACAACUUGCUUAGCUUCAGGUGGAAUUGUCAUAAACAUGGUUGUUGGAGGUGAAGUCACGACUCUCAAAAGCCUCGAAGAAAGCAGUGGCAUAAUCAUCGCAGAGAUGCCAAUCAAUAUUUCUGAAAUCUUAUAACAACGCAUGGACCUCCUACGAUCUGAAGGAUACCGCCCAAGCAAGGUUAAAUGGUUCUUAAGCUUCAAAUUAUAGGUUACGGGACUUCUCUAGAGAAACUUUUAGUUUUUGUCAAGGCAGAGAAGCUGUCUCUCUGCUGCACUAAUAGCUAUUGAGUAUUUGAGUUUAUCACUUUUGUCUAAAACGCUGCGUUUUUGACAGUUUUAUUUAUUAUGCAAAAAAAUCUGAAGAUUUUG
Molecule: messenger RNA, 924 nt
Organism: Arabidopsis arenosa
Lineage: Eukaryota; Viridiplantae; Streptophyta; Magnoliopsida; Brassicales; Brassicaceae
Source: the annotation of a GenBank genome assembly